Messenger RNA from Pieris macdunnoughi, 339 nucleotides. The record is from the annotation of a GenBank genome assembly. NCBI's taxonomy places the organism in Eukaryota, Metazoa, Arthropoda, Insecta, Lepidoptera, Pieridae.
AUGGAUUCGGUAAUGAGGCAUCUCAUACCCAUUGGAGGGUUGCCGGGCUUCAAUGCUCCCUUGGGAAAGGCGGCGGCGGCGUUCCGACAACAGACAGCGGGUGUCAGCCGCCACGUGCUACCCAAGGCCACUCGCUUAGUGUCAAGGUCAUUGCCACUCCAGCUCAGUACACGCGGCUCCCACGCUUCUUCUGUCACCACAAAUAGACCAACCCACUCUCAACAACCUGUACACCGCAAAACUGGCUCAGAGAAAUCACAAAUGACUCAUACAAAUUCUCCUGCGGAGGUUGUGGUAUCAGCAGACAGCGUACUUUGGAUAAAAGCAGACACAAAGUGA